AUGGGGAGUUGGCAUGUGGCCCACAGCCUGUACAGGAUGGGCAUCAAGGCAAUGCCUCGGAAUGCCGGCGGAGAGCAGCUCCGGCGCAUGGACAACAUCCGGGUCGAGUUCGGCUUGACGCUUUGCGCUCUGGCCUCAACAGGGGCGGCCACGUGGGUGCAGCACCAGGUGGCGGCCACGCAGGAGCGGGCUCUGGCGAUGCUGGCGGGCACUAAGGUGCAGGACGACGUUGUCACCACGCACAACCUGACCAUCUGCAACGCGUACGCGGACCACAAGCCCCUCAGCAUCUACACGGUGAACAACAAGGCCAAGCUCACGGAGGAGCCUCUCCCAUACAAGGGAUGCAAGCUGAUCGCCCUGCCCAUGGAGGAGAGCGAGCGCAUCGACUUCAAGUUGGGUGGUCUCAGCGUGGGGACCUUCCGCGUCACUGGUCUGCCUUACGUCUCCGCGAACCUGCUGCUGGUCCCGUACCACCGCAGCAACGACACAAUGUCCGCUGCUUUCGCUUCUCACAUGUUCACCUCUUCCGACGAGCGGGCGCAGGUGGCAGUUGUCGACGCGUAUUCUGGCAGUGAGGCUGGAUCCUUGAAGAUCCAGCAGGCGCGCAGCAGGCACCAGAGGCAGUCCGCAGCUCUGAAGUCCGGCGCGUCGGUGAAGGUGAGCGCGGGGAGUUACCUCCUCGGCCUGGACGACGCCAACGGCAGGCAGAUCAAGACCGCCGCGCUGGAGGCUGCCGACCAUGGCAGGUAUGUGGUGAUGCGCGUCGGCAGCGAGUCCGACGGACACGCCCAGGAGCUCGUGGUGUCCUCGGCCUCCGGGAACGAGGGCACCGCUGCCGCCCGCAGCGGCUCCUUCCGGGCCGGCCUCGGAAUCUUCGCCGCGGCCGCGGCCGCGACCGCCUCCCUGGCAGCGGCAGCGGCGUGA
Prorocentrum cordatum is the source of this 927-nucleotide messenger RNA. Lineage: Eukaryota; Dinophyceae; Prorocentrales; Prorocentraceae. The record is from the annotation of a GenBank genome assembly.